CCCGCCGCCUCCCCGUCCUGCCGCCGCCGGGCGCGCUCUGGUCUCGCGCGGCCCCAUUCCCCCCCCCUCCCGCCAUGGCAGCCGCCGCGGAGGAGCCCUUCCCUUUCCACGGCCUCCUGCCCAAGAAGGAGACCGGCGCCGCCGCUUUCCUCGCCCGUUUCCCCGACUUCGACGGGCGGGGCGUGCUGCUGGCUGUGCUGGACACCGGCGUGGACCCGGGGGCGCCGGGCAUGCAGAUUACAACUGAUGGAAAACCCAAGAUAAUUGAUAUAAUUGAUACAACAGGCAGUGGUGAUGUAACCACAUGUACCAUUGUAGAACCUAAAGAUGGGGAAAUUACUGGUCUUUCUGGAAGAACUUUAAAGAUUCCAGCAAACUGGGUAAAUCCUUCAAGCAAAUAUCACAUUGGCAUAAAAAACGGCUAUGAUAUCUAUCCUAAAGCUCUUAAGGAGAGGAUUCAGAAAGAACGCAAGGAAAAGCUCUGGGAUCCUGUGCACAGACUGGCUCUAGCAGAGGCCUGUAGGAAACAAGAAGAAUUUGAUGCUGCUCAUAGUUCUCCCUCCCAGGUAAAUAAGCUAAUAAAGGAAGAACUUCAAAAUCAAGUGGAACUGUUGAAUUCUUUUGAGAAAAAAUACAGUGAUCCUGGUCCAGUAUAUGAUUGUCUAGUAUGGAAUGAUGGUGAGACCUGGAGAGCCUGCAUAGAUACAAGUGAGAGUGGUGACCUAGCUAGCUGUACAGUGCUGAGGACCUACAAAGAGGCUCAGGAAUAUGGAUCUUUUGGAACAUCUGAGAUGUUGAAUUAUUCUGUAAAUAUAUAUGAUGAUGGAAAUCUUCUUUCCAUUGUGACAAGUGGAGGAGCACAUGGAACACACGUGGCCAGUAUUGCAGCUGGAUACUUUCCAGAAGAACCAGAACGAAAUGGUGUGGCUCCUGGAGCUCAGAUUCUUGCAAUCAAGAUUGGAGAUACAAGACUAAGUACAAUGGAAACUGGCACUGGUCUAAUAAGAGCUAUGAUAGAAGCAAUAAAAUACAAAUGUGAUCUUGUCAACUAUAGCUAUGGAGAGGCAACACAUUGGCCAAAUUCUGGGAGAAUUUGUGAAGUAAUUAAUGAAGCAGUGUGGAAACACAAUGUAAUCUAUGUUUCAAGUGCAGGAAAUAAUGGCCCUUGCCUUUCUACAGUAGGAUGUCCUGGUGGAACUACAUCUAGUGUAAUAGGUGUUGGUGCCUAUGUAUCACCUGACAUGAUGGUUGCUGAAUACUCUUUAAGAGAAAAACUGCCAGCAAAUCAAUAUACUUGGUCAUCUAGAGGGCCUAGCACUGACGGUGCCCUUGGCGUAAGUAUCAGUGCCCCAGGAGGUGCUAUUGCUUCUGUUCCAAACUGGACUCUGCGAGGAACACAACUCAUGAAUGGCACAUCCAUGUCUUCUCCCAAUGCAUGUGGAGGCAUUGCAUUAGUAUUGUCAGGACUGAAAGCUAAUGAUGUUCAUUACACCGUUCAUUCUGUCAGAAGAGCUUUAGAAAAUACUGCAGUGAAAGCUGAAAACAUAGAAGUAUUUGCACAAGGACAUGGUAUUAUUCAGGUUGAUAAAGCCUAUGACUACCUCAUUCAGAAUUCAGCAUGCACGAGUAACAUAGGCUUUACAGUUACUGUUGGCAGCAACCGUGGAAUCUACCUCAGAGAUCCUGCCCAGAUAGCUGCACCUUCUGAUCAUGGGGUUGGCAUAGAACCUGUCUUUCCUGAGAAUACAGAAAACACUGAAAGAAUAUCUCUCCAGCUUCAUUUAGCGUUAACUUCAAAUGCACCAUGGGUCCAGUGUCCUAGUCAUUUAGAGCUUAUGAACCAGUGUCGACACAUAAAUAUUCGUGUGGAUCCACGUGGCCUGAGAGAAGGACUACAUUAUACAGAGGUGUGUGGAUAUGAUAUAGCAAUGCCUAAUGCAGGCCCUCUGUUCAGAGUCCCAAUAACUGUUGUUAUACCAACAAGAGUAGAUGAAUCAUCAAGCUAUGACCUGACAUACACAGAUGUUCAUUUUAAACCUGGUCAAAUCCGAAGGCACUUCAUCGAUGUUCCACAGGGAGCUACGUGGGCUGAAGUGACAGUAUGUUCAUGUUCAGCUGAUGUGACUGCCAAGUUUGUGCUUCAUGCUGUUCAGCUAGUGAAACAAAAAGCAUAUAGAAGUCACGAGUUCUACAAAUUUUCAUCUUUACCAGAAAAAGGAUCAGUGACUGAAGCAUUUCCUGUCUUAGCUGGAAGAACCAUUGAAUUUUGUGUUGCUCGAUGGUGGGCAAGCCUUAGUGAUGUUAGCAUUAAUUACACAAUUUCUUUCCAUGGUGUACUUUGUGCUACUCCUCAGCUAAACAUGCAUGCUUCAGAAGGCAUCGUACGAUUUGAUGUUCAGUCCCUGUUGAAGUAUGAAGAUAUUGCUCCAUGCAUAAAUCUGAAAAGCUGGGUUCAAACACUCAGACCAGUGAGUGCAAAAAUAAAACCUUUGGGUUCCAGAGAUAUUUUACCAAACAAUCGUCAACUGUAUGAGAUGAUUUUGACCUAUAACUUCCAUCAGCCUAAGAGUGGAGAAGUAACUCCAAGCUGUCCACUUCUUUGUGAAUUGUUGUACGAAUCUGAAUUUGAUAGUCAACUGUGGAUUAUUUUUGACCAGAACAAAAGGCAAAUGGGUUCAGGAGAUGCCUAUCCACACCAGUAUUCUGUGAAACUGGAAAAAGGAGAUUACACUAUUCGGUUACAAAUUCGUCAUGAACAGAACAGUGAGCUGGAUCGCAUCAAAGACCUUCCAUUUAUUGUUUCUCACAGGUUGUCUAGUACCUUGAGCUUAGAUAUUUAUGAAAACCAUAGCCUUGCUCUCUUAGGGAAGAAGAAAUCCAACAGUUUGACAUUACCACCAAAGCACAGUCAGCCAUUCUUUGUUACAUCUCUGCCCGAUGACAAAAUACCUAAAGGAGCAGGACCAGGAUGUUAUCUUGCAGGAGCUCUUAUACUGUCUAAAACAGAACUUGGAAAGAAAGCUGGGCAGUCUGCAGCAAAGCGACAAGGAAAAUUUAAAAAGGAUGUCCUUACUUUUCACUAUCAUCUGAUACCAUCACCAUCAAAGAGUAAAAAUGGCAGCAAAGAGAAAGAAAGAGAACAGGAAAAAGAAAAAGAUGUAAAAGAAGAAUUUGCUGAAGCUUUAAGAGAUCUAAAAAUACAGUGGAUGACCAAGCUGGAUACCACUGACAUGUAUAAUGAGUUGAAAGAAGCAUUUCCUAAUCAUCUUCCACUGUAUGUUGCAAGACUUCAUCAGCUGGAUUCUGAGAAGGAACGAAUGAAAAGACUUGAUGAAAUUGUUGAAGCUGCAAAUACUGUAAUAUCUCAUAUUGAUCAGACAGCAUUAGCAGUAUAUUUUGCCAUGAAGACUGACCCCAGGCCUGAUGCAACUACUAUAAAAAAUGAAAUGGAAAAGCAGAAGACUACUUUAGUGGAUGCACUUUGUCGAAAAGGAAGUGCGCUGGCUGACCAACUUCUUCACCUGCAGGCCCAAGAAGGGGCUGCUUCCAGUGAUGCAGAAGGCAAAGAUGAGGAUCACGAGAGCUGCUCAGAAGCUUUGACAGAGACAUUCUGGGAAACAACAAAAUGGACUGAUCUUUUUGACAGCAAGGUUUUGUCUUUUGCUUAUAAGCAUGCAUUGGUAAAUAAAAUGUAUGGGAGAGGUCUCAAGUUUGCCACAAAACUUGCAGAAGAGAAGCCAACGAAGGACAAUUUGAAAAACUGCAUUCAGCUAAUGAAGUUGCUUGGAUGGACUCAUUGUGCAACUUUCACUGAAAAUUGGCUUCCUGUCAUGUAUCCACCUGAUUAUUGCGUAUUCUAGACAACCAACAAUUGUAAACUCAAAGUGAUUUUUAUAUGGGGCAGGAUACGAAAAGAUAAGUUUGACUUUUUAUUGGAACGCAUGUUUUCAUUACUGAAUGCUGAUUAUUAAAUUGUGUGUAUUUAUCGGUAAAGGCACCUCGGUACGGCUUAAUACCUGUUAACCUAACUCCUGUCAGCAGGGAGUUCCCUUAUUGUGCAUCCCAUUGCUGGCAAUGGAUGUGCCAGAACUGCCAACACUAAGGAUUUGGAAUUAGGCUGGAAAGGCUUACUGCAUGCAUGUUAGGUUCUUAACUGUUACUUUUAACUGCAAACCUGUAAAAGCUCCGUAUUUUUUACAGUAAACUGAAUUUUAACAUGUUUGAUCUUAAUUUCAAUUAUAUGAAGGCCUUAAAGCUACUUCAAGAGUAGCUAAAAUCUUAUUUAUUAGACUAAAGUAACAGGACAUCAUUACCUGUAUUGUUUGCAAGAGUUUACAUUUAAUUUUUUUUAAUAAAAAUUCAACCUCUCAAACUGUUACAGUGUGUAACUCGGAAUUGCUGAUGCAUAGGUGCUCUUGUAAAUCUUCAUUUUGGAGUGAUUUCAGUCAAACUCAAAAAUCCAUGCAAAGUUGAGUAUCGGGACAGGCUGAUACAUGUAUAAAAGUGCCAGACAGUUAAGUUUUGAUCAGGUAUUGUAAAGCUAUACAUAUAUGUUUAAUAAUGUUAAAAAUGUAAAACACAGCAGAAUAAAUGUGCAAAGCUGAAGAUCAAAAACCACCAUGUGCACUCUGAUACUUUAAAAGAUUAUUUUAUAAUUAAUAAAAACAAAUAAUGAAGCUAAAAA
This is a messenger RNA of Tyto alba (common barn owl), 4684 nucleotides long. RefSeq names its product tripeptidyl peptidase 2 (gene TPP2). The transcript is spliced from 30 exons. Gene Ontology annotation, molecular function: serine-type endopeptidase activity; tripeptidyl-peptidase activity. Gene Ontology annotation, biological process: proteolysis. Lineage: Eukaryota; Metazoa; Chordata; Aves; Strigiformes; Tytonidae. Bases 75 to 3860 code for a protein of 1261 amino acids. Gene Ontology annotation, cellular component: cytosol. The record is from RefSeq and is a predicted model, not a curated record.